This is a messenger RNA of Sardina pilchardus (European sardine), 2673 nucleotides long. Its product is annotated as zinc finger protein 271-like. Bases 142 to 2625 code for a protein of 827 amino acids. The record is from RefSeq and is a predicted model, not a curated record. NCBI's taxonomy places the organism in Eukaryota, Metazoa, Chordata, Actinopteri, Clupeiformes, Clupeidae. The transcript is spliced from 11 exons.
AGCUGGCAACAGUAAGCGACAAUUUGAAGUUCAACAGUGUGUCAAAUUUCACACCACCAAGCAGAAGCAAAAGCAGAGGCAGCAGCAGGAGCGGCUGCAGAUGCAGAAGCAGAAGCAAAUAUUACGUGAAAACUCGCAAAAAUGGAUACGUCUCCGUCUGUCUUGUCCAUACGCCUUCUGGUUCCUCCACUACGACUUCUAACCGGUUUCAUGUGGCAGGUUGCACAUCACCAACAUGUAGAGCACUUUGGAAAAUUGGAACAUUUUGUCUCAGUUGUUUUGAAGAGGCUGCCGGACCUUUUGAGCCCCAGACAGAAAUCCACGCUAAUUAUGGGACUUCGAACAAAGAUGUUACUGGAGAAUUGCAGGGGUGAUGUCCCUGCUGAUCUACAGACCAUCAGGAGUCAUUUAAGUGAAAUCCAGGCUCGACUUCUAAGGAAUUCUAAAAAUUCAGAACUGGAAAACUUGCAAAGACGUUUAUUAGAGCUUGUGUUAAGUCUACUGGAGGAUCCCGUUGAAAAGGAGUACUUUUUCAAGAAGGUGUAUCCUGUGGAAUAUGGGCCUGACUUUGACAAAGCGCUCCAGGUCCUGGUUGGCUAUUUCAUUUCAAGACUGGAAAAGUCCCUACCAGUGCCAAACUUUAAACAAGUGUCCUCCUUGAUAGACAGUUCCUCUCUCUGGGAUGAAUGUGAGCAGCACCUCAAUCAGCUGGAACAGCUUCAUACUCUGCAUCAGGAUGCUUUCAGUGGACCUCUGGGGGAGAGUGAUCUUCCAUCUAUAGUAGAGGAUCGAAUCAUGUCUUCCUUGUCAUUCCAAUGUGCCUCUGGUGACGGCCACAGUCGGACUAACUUGCAAAGGAUGCCCAGUCUGGAUUCACAACUCCCUACCUCUAAAGGGCCUCGAGAUGCCAAGCAGAAGUUACACAGCCAUGACCAGAGCCACAGAGACCUUAAUAUGACUUCAAAUGUGCUCAGAGUCAGAGAUGUCCAAAAACAGGCUGGAACUUCUAUUAACAAGAAACAGGGUGAUGUCUGUGUUGAAGAUGGCACAGAAUUUGACCGGGAUAAGAAGAGUGUUAUGGACGAAGACAAUGAUGGAGCACCUGUAGAGCUGACCGCCAAGCAUCCUAGUCUCACAGUUGCUCAGAACACUGAGGAGAAUCUAACCAUGGCUCCUCCUAAGCCUGAAGUUAAUCCAGCCUUGUUACAACAGGAAGAGGUCUUGGUGCUCCCAGACGUUUCCUCCAACAACAGCACAAAUAAUGCUGUGAAAGGGGCGGUAGCAGAGGUGACCUGCCAUAAUGCUGUCCAGCAAGGCCAAGACACCUUGAGGGUCGCCGUCAACAAGCCGAAAGACGUUUGUAAGCAGUAUAAGUGUGUCACCUGUGGGCUGAGACUGCCAUCCCGGGGCAAGUGGCACAGACACCGAAGAAUUCACCUGGCGGACAAACCAUCGUUCACGUGUGCUCACUGCGGCAGGGAGUUCACACGGCAGAGCAGUCUCACGAAUCAUCAGCAGUUCUGCUCACAGCCGAGCAGACUCCACGACACCACAAACUCAGAGUCCAGCCCAGCCAGUGCCCCAGCCAAGACAGACACAGGGGCGGUAGCGGAGGAGACCUGCUAUAAUGCUGUCCAGCAAGGCCAAGAAGACACCAUGAGGGUCGACAUCGACAAGCUGAAGAACGUUUGUAAGCAGUAUAAGUGUGUCACCUGUGGGCUGAGAAUGGCGUCCCGGGAAAAGUGGCGCAGACACCAAAGAAUUCACAUGGCGGACAAACAACCGUUCACGUGCGCUCACUGCGGCAGGGAGUUCAAACGGCUGAGCAGUCUCACCAAUCAUCAGCAGGCUGGAGCCAACCAGGGGGGCGACUCCUCACAGCCACCCUGUUUACAGCCGAGGAGAAACUCGGUGUCCGACCCUGCCAGUGCCCCAGCCAAGACAGAUCCAGGCCGGUGCCAGUUUUGCGGCGAGACGUUCUCCGAGGUUGCGCUGAGGCUCCACUUGAAGACACAUCCAGAGUACAGGCCCUACCACUGCAGCGAGUGUGACAAAGACUUCACUUCUACAAUCGGCCUGAAGACGCACAGGCAGCGGCUGCACACGGCGGAGAAGCCUUACCUCUGCUCCGAGUGCGGACGGUGGUACCAGAACAGGUACAUGCUCAAGCGGCACAUGGAGUUCCAUGCUGGAAGAAAUAAAUUCUACUGUUCUUUCUGCGGGAAACAGUACACCAAUCAGGCGAACUUGACCAUCCACAUCCGUAGCCACACGGGGGAGAAGCCGUACGUGUGCUCCCAGUGUGGCAAGGCGUUCGGCUCCGCUGGGGUGCUACAGGUGCACAUGCGCAUUCACACGGGGGAGAGGCCGUACAGGUGUGAGGUGUGCGACCUGCGCUGCAUCAACUCCAGCCAGUUUCGAAGACACGCGCGCGUACACAGUGGCGAAAGGCCUUUCACUUGUGUCCAGUGCAAGAAAGGCUUCUCCACCAAUUCCUGUCUUAAAAAGCACAUGUUCCUCCACACGGGGAUGAAGCCAUACAAAUGCCCCAUGUGUCCAAAAAGCUAUUGUACUCGUAAUCACUUGAAUAGACACGCAAUAACACAUCGGGAAGUAGUCCAGUAAAGGUCAGACAUUUGAAACACUUAAAUACUAAUAAUAUACAAUAAUAUA